Hydra vulgaris (swiftwater hydra) is the source of this 1913-nucleotide messenger RNA. RefSeq lists its product as uncharacterized. Lineage: Eukaryota; Metazoa; Cnidaria; Hydrozoa; Anthoathecata; Hydridae. Gene Ontology annotation, cellular component: centrosome. The record is from RefSeq and is a predicted model, not a curated record.
AGCAUAAAAUAAGUUUUUUAACAUAAAAGUUAUAAAAUAUAUGUUUAAUAAAGAUUUUAAAGAAUCAAGAAAUAAAAAUAAAUACAACAAUGAUGAUUGAGUAACAAAGUUGUUUAUAUAAAUGGUUGAAAAGCAUGCUAUAAUUAAAAAUAUUAAAGAUAUACUUACUUGUGCUCAAGAUCUAAAUCACAGACCGGUUAGAAGUUGGGGAAAGCUUGAGUCAUUUGAUCCAGAAAAAAAUAAAGCCAUAAUUUCAUACAAAGGAAGUAGCCUUGUAUUAUCACUUUCCUUUGUUGUAUGCUUUGAUGCAAGAAUAAAUGAUAACAUACAAGUUAUAGGGGAUUUCAAUGAUGGUGUAUUAGCUGUGAGGUCUUUUAAAGUUAUCAAUAAUUUGAACCUAGCCUUGUUUGAGCAUGUUUUAAAUCAGAGAGAAGAAUUCUUAAGAAAUCUGAUGGUAUGACUUUGAAAAUGAAUAAACAUUUUACAGAACACAAACGCUUGCACUCUAAAAAUUUUAAAGAUGUUCAAAGCAUGCCAAAUUACUCGGAACAUAAAUACUUAGAUUUUAACAGCCAUCUUGCUAAUUCUUAUGAAUAUUUUACACAUAAAGGAUCUGCAGAGCUCAAAGCAUCAAUAGAGAGUGAACGGUGUAACAGUUUGCAUUUACUCAAGAAAAAAAAACUGAAAGCAUUUCAAAAUGAUGUUUCCAAAAGAGUUUCAUAUUUACAAAAUUUAAAAAACAUUGAAAAAAGUCGUAAACCGAAAAUUCAGUUUCUUCACCAAAAUAACCUAAUGGACUGUCCCCUACCAGCUUAUGCUGAAAAGUGCACACAAAGUAAUUUUUUUGAAGAGAAAAAAACUGAGUCAAUGGAAUCUAAUGAGAAGCUUAUGAAACUGCAAAACAAGGUUGCCAUAGAAACAAGAGAUGCAAAAAGAAAACUCUACUCUAAAAAAAGAAAGGACUUUAUAAAUUGUCUUCCUGGAGGCUUAUGGGAUGCUACUGAUAAUAAACAAGUUGAAGAAAAUUUUAAUAAUGUAAAAAACUCUUCAAAACAAAAUCUCUCAGAUGGAGAACCACCUGAUACAUGCCAUGGUGAAAAUAAAAUUUCAGAAGAUGACGAAAUAAUUCUAGAAGAUAUAAGUUUUGAUCGCGAAAGUUUAGUUUCAACAACUGAGGUGAGAUUAGCGAAACAAACAAGUUCUUCAAAUUGUUUUUCCGAAAUGAAAGUUCCAGAAAGUUCUUCUUCUUCUACUUCUUCUGAUGCUCAAAUUAUUCAGAUUGAAAAUAUUCAUCAAGAUAAUUUGAUGAUAAGUGACCUUCAUAAAAAAGUAGCUCUUACACUUAACUGUGAUGACUUAGAGAAAAGAGAUGAACAGAAACAACAAGUUUAUUGGAAAUGUAGAAAAAUGUUUAUGCAAUUAGAAAGAGAAAAAGUGAAAAUGGCACAAAGUCAACAAAAUUACACUCGAAAAAUUAAACUACUGAAAUUAAACAGAGAAAAAGAACGUGAACUUCUUGAAAGACAACAAAAAAUGGAAACAGCUAAUAUUGAUAAUAUUCUAAUGGAAGAUAUUGAAAACUUUCAAAAAUGCACAAGUUUAAAUGAUGAGCAACCAAAGAAAAUUUAUAAGCAAAGUAAAGAAUUAGAAAGCUACAUGGAAGCUGUUCGUGAAGUAGCUAAAAAAAGAAUAAGUCUAAGUGGAAUAUCCCUUCCACCUUUAUGUCAGUGCGGACCUACAAUUUGGGAUGCUCAUCCAGAUACGUGUGCAAAUAAUUGUAUUUUCUAUAAAAAUCCAAAAGUUUAUAUAAAGUUUCUAACUGCUGCCUUGGCCAACACCAGAUGAUAGAUUGUUUUAAAUGUAUUUGCUGCUUAUAUUUGUUUAUAUGUAUAUAAAGAAAAGAUUUUUACUAU